Messenger RNA from Chlorella variabilis, 2355 nucleotides. RefSeq lists its product as hypothetical. The record is from RefSeq and is a predicted model, not a curated record. NCBI's taxonomy places the organism in Eukaryota, Viridiplantae, Chlorophyta, Trebouxiophyceae, Chlorellales, Chlorellaceae. The transcript has 9 exons. Gene Ontology annotation, molecular function: oxidoreductase activity. Bases 1 to 2355 code for a protein of 784 amino acids. Gene Ontology annotation, cellular component: cytoplasm.
AUGGUUAGAACGGUUGAGCUCGACGCAAGCGUGCCAGGGUUCAGGGCCCAGGAUCUGUUUGAGCUGGUGUAUGGCGGUGGCGGCGCCUUCUUGCGCCACUUCCACAGGCUGGUCAACAAGGACCCAGAUGCGAGCGUGGGGGAGUGGGAUGGCGACCAGCGGACCGUCUCCUUCACCACCCCCGUGGACGCCCCUGCAAUGAUCAAGCGACUGAUCGGCAUGGACGUCAUACGGGUGGUGGAGACGCAGCGGCGUGCCUUUGGGCCCGACGGCUCCGCCACGCUCACCAGCGAGCCGGUGCCAGAUAUGCCCGGAGGCGCCAAGUUCUCAACCCUGGCGGUGCUUGCCUUCAGCGACGCGCCUGGCGGCAGCGCGUGUCAGAUACGUGCAGUGGUCACUUGCACCGCUGGGGGGCCGUACGGCCUGACAGGGACCAUCGAGUCGUUCAUGGCUGAAGCUGGAAAGAAGUCUCUCCAGGACUUCCUGGAUGCAGUCCAAGCAUAUGCGCAGGCCCCAGAAGCGGCGGCAGCGGCAGCGGUGGCAGCGGUGCCGCAAGUGCCGACAGCAGCAGCAGUGACAGCAUUGCCAGUAGCAGCAGCGGUGGCAGAACCACCAGCUGCUCCAGCAGUAGCAGCAGCGCCAGCAGCAGCAGCAGCAGCAGCAGCGCCAGCAACAGCAGCAGCAGCAGCCGGGCAGCCGGAGGAGCAGUUUUAUGAUGCUCUGGAGCUGCCGCAGCCGCAGCUGGCGCCCAGUGGGGAUCGGCUGCUGUAUGAGCAGACAGUGCUGCUGUACCUGCGCUACCUGACGCGCUGGGGGCAUUGCGCCGCCACCUCCGCCGCCGCCUGCGAUGCUGCGGGGAGCAACCCGGUGCAGCACUCUGGCCCCCCACGGCGCGUGGCUGUGAUUGGAGGCGGGUUUGCAGGUCUGGCUGUGUCGUGGCACCUGCUGGCUGCGGCCCGUGCAGCUGGCGCGCCCAUGCAGCUGCAGCUCUUUGAUGCCUUUGGGCUGGGCGCGGGCGGCAGCGGGGCGGCGGCGGGCCUGCUGCACCCCUACACGCCCCGGGGCAAGAUGCUGUGGCGUGGGCUGGAGGCGUUCCAAGAAGCAACCGCCCUGCUGGCGGCAGCAGAAGCCGCAGCGGCUGCGGCUGGGGCGCCAGCAGCGCGGGCAGCCGGCAUCAGGCAGCCGUUUGCCUGGCGGCACGGCAUGCUGCGCCCCGCGCGGUCCGCCAAGCAGGCCAGCGACAUUGCUCGCUUCCUGCAAGCCGACCCCGGGGCGGCAGCAGCCACCCGGGCAGAGGCGGUGACCGAUGCUGCGGCCCUGGCGGCGCUGGUGCCGGGGCUGCAGCCCCGGCAGCUGAUGCCUGAUGAGCAGGCGGAGCCGGCGCCAGCCGCAGGAGCAGCAGCGGGACGGAAGCAGCGGCGUGAGCAGCAGCACCGGCAGCAACUGCAGCAGGAGCAGCAGGCGGCGGGGAGGCCAGCGCUGGGACUGAUGGUGCAGGGGGGCGCCACCGUCCACCCCGCCAGCUACAUGGCGGCGCUGUGGCUGGCCUGCGAGCAGGCGGCGGCGCAGGCCGGUGCAGGCGUCACCGCCACGCUGUCGCGGCAGGCGGUGCCGUCUCUGGCGCGCCUGCAGGCGGCGGCGGGACCCUUUGAUGCGGUGGUGGUGGCGGCGGGAGCGGCUAUUGGAAGCAUAGAUGAGCUCCGGGGGGUGCUCCCGCUGGAGCUCUGCCACGGGUAUUCACUCGACAUGCGACCGGGCGGCAGCGGCAGCUGGGCCCGCAGCGACGAGGGCGGCAGCAACGAGGGCGGCAGCGAGCACCGCGGCACCAGCUACCCAGCGGGCGCGCCCAGCCUGCUCGGCUCCCCCUACCUUGCGGCGCACGGCGGCGACAGCCUGGUGGUGGGCGCCACGAAGCGGUAUGGCCUGAGUGCUGCUGAGGCCUUUGAGCAGUGCAGCCGCCCGCUGGAAGGCGACCCUGCGGCUGCGGCGGCCGCAGCAGGCGCGCUGCUGCCGGCGGCGGCCCAGCUCUGGCCGCCGCUGGGCGGGUGGCGGGUGGAGGCUGUGCGGGCGGGGGUGCGGGCCCUGCCCACGCGGGGCGCCGACGGCUCGAUCCCUUAUGCCGGCAGGCUGCCCCUGGGACUGGCAGGCACCGAGCAGCAGCAGGAGGAGCAAGGGAAGCAGGUGUGCCAGCAGCAGCAGCCUAGCUGCUGGGUGAUUGGGGGCCUGGGGGCCCGCGGCCUGGUGUACCAUGCCUGGCUCGGCAGGCUCGUAGCGGCGGCGGUGCUGGCGGGGAGCGAGGGCGGCCUGCCGCGCGAGCUCCUGCGCUGGAAGCAGCAGGCGGCGGGAGACGGGUAG